This is a messenger RNA of Halichondria panicea, 1011 nucleotides long. RefSeq lists its product as uncharacterized. The transcript has a single exon. Lineage: Eukaryota; Metazoa; Porifera; Demospongiae; Suberitida; Halichondriidae. Gene Ontology annotation, molecular function: protein binding. The coding region runs from base 547 to 1011 and encodes 154 amino acids. The record is from RefSeq and is a predicted model, not a curated record.
GCUGCUAAGAACAAACAUGUACAAAUAAUUAUCAUGUUGCUUCUAUUAUCAAUGUGUGGUAGACACCUCUUCAAUGGGAUAAGACUGCCAUGUUCUUUUAGCUGUAGUCAGAUUGAUUCACAUCAUGUUAAAAUCUUUGAGGAUGUCUUGUUUGAGUAUUACAAUGAUUCUGAAGCAGCGGAGAAAACUAUGCUGAUGAUAUCCUAAUUCUUUCUUGAUCGGUGUAUCGAUUUCAAACAUUAUACUGAUGAAGACUUCUCUAUAUUGUUUGUAGCUGCAUCACUUGGUCUCAAAGACUUGAUUGGUAGGUUAGUCACAGAGAAGAAAGCAGACCUGAAUAUUAAGGGCUUCUGUGGCUUGUCUAUUCUCCACUUUGCCUGCUUUGGAGGACAUGUACUACUUGUGGAGAGUCUAAUUAUUUCAGAACAUGUUAUUGACCUUUCUGUGAAAGACAAAUAUGGGCACUCAGUUUUGCAUUAUGCUGCAAUAAAUAUGCUGCAAUAAAUAAAGGUUCCAUAUACAUGCACUGGUGGCUGUUUAAAGCUAAUGGACAAACUGAUCAUGGAAUAUGACCUCAAUCCCGCAGAUUUAGAUAACGAUAGUAACACAGCUCUACAUAUUGCAGCCAUGAAAGGACACGUAGAAACAGUGAGACACCUGAUCAGUAAGCACAGUGCUGAUAUUUACACCACUAAUAAUAAGAAAAAUACUCCAUUGAUGCUAGCUUUACUUAGUGGUCAUGCCCAUGUUUUGGAUGCCUUAGUCAAAGAAUUCAACAGCAGUUGUCAUGUUCGAAAUUACAGUGAUCGUACUCUUCUUCACCAAGCAUGUGAUCGUGGCCAUAUAAAACUUAUAGACAAACUGGUAAUGGAAUAUGGCCUCAGUCCCAAAGAUAGAAAUUGUAAAGGAUACACACCUCUACAUAUUGCAGCUUCGAAAGGACAUGUUGAAACAGUGAAACACCUGAUCAGAAAUCACAAAAUUGAAACCAAUAUCACUAGAAAACAAUAA